Molecule: messenger RNA, 3655 nt
Organism: Betta splendens (Siamese fighting fish)
Lineage: Eukaryota; Metazoa; Chordata; Actinopteri; Anabantiformes; Osphronemidae
Product: choline O-acetyltransferase-like
Exons: 15
Coding region: 240-2123 (627 amino acids)
Biological process (GO): neuromuscular synaptic transmission; acetylcholine biosynthetic process
Cellular component (GO): cytoplasm; neuron projection
Molecular function (GO): choline O-acetyltransferase activity
Source: RefSeq, a predicted model, not a curated record
GGGGGUAGGUGGACGAAAACACCUUCAGCAUCUUUUCCGCGGCGCGCUUUAAUGUGGAGUCGCAGCGUUGCGGGGAGGCGCGGGGACGCGGGAGCGGAGCGCUUCUCUGACAUGGGAUUUCACAGCAUGGACCUGCGAGGCCAAGUGAACUUUUCCACCAGUCCCUGACCUCCUGUUCCCAAGCAAGCAGAGAACCUCUGGGGGUCUUUCCCUCCUCUGCGCUGCACCGGACCGCAACGAUGCCAAUCCUGCAGAAAAAGACGAGCAGUGACCGAGACGGCCAACCGCAGCAGGCGCUGCCGAAGGUCCCUGUGCCUCCGCUGAAACAAACCCUGGACACCUACUUGAAAUGUGUCCAGCACCUGGUGACACAGGAGCAGUUUAGGAAAACCAAGGUCAUCGUGGAGAAGUUUGGAGCCCCGGGAGGAGUUGGAGAGGUUCUCCAGAAGAAGCUGUUAGAGAGGAGGGACAAGACGACCAACUGGGUCUACGACUACUGGCUGGAGGACAUGUACUUGAACAACAGGCUGGCUCUGCCAGUCAACUCCAGUCCUGCCAUGGUGUUUCCCAAGCAGACGUUCAGAGAUCACACGGACGCUCUGAGAUUUGCCGCCCGACUCAUCAGAGGAGUGUUGGAUUAUAAGGUGCUCAUCGAUGCGCGAACGCUGCCGGUGGACUUCGCCCGGGGCCAGUUAGCGGGGACUCCUCUGUGCAUGGAGCAGUACUACCGCCUCUUCAGCUCCUACCGCCACCCGGGGCCGAGGACAGACGUCCUGCAGCUCCACAUCAACACGGAGCCCGGGCACAUCAUCGUGGCGUGUAAGAACCAGUUCUUCGUACUGGAUGUAGUCGCAAACAACAAGCAGCUUAAUGAGACUGAAAUCUUCUCCCAACUGGAGAAAAUUCAGAAAAUGGCAGAAAACGCUGCAGAGAGAUCUCCUCCCGUUGGCAUCCUGACAUCUGAUGGGAGAACGGAGUGGGCACAAGCCAGGGACGCGUUAACAAAAGAGCAGAUGAACAGAGACUCUCUGGCGCUGAUGGAGACCUGUGCGUGCGUGCUGUGUCUGGACGAGCCCGGCGGCCCGGAGCCCAGCGACACCAACAGGGCCCUGAUGAUGCUGCACGGAGGUGGCCCUGACAAGAACGGGGCGAACCGCUGGUACGACAAGUCCAUGCAGUUUGUGGUAGGAAUGGACGGGGUUUGCGGGGUGGUGUGUGAGCACUCACCGUUCGAGGGAAUCGUCCUGGUGCAGUGCUCCGAGUACCUGAUGAAGUACAUAACAGGGAGUCCCUCCCGGAUCGGAGCCGCCCCGGGGGUCCGAGCGCUCCCCGCUCCCAGGAGGCUGCGCUGGAGGUGCAGCUCACACGUCCACGGGCUCCUGACGGCGGCCGGAGGCCGACUCCAGAGACUGGUGAACGACCUGGACAUGGACGUGUUCACGUUCAGAGCCUACGGGAAGGAGUUCAUCAAGAAGCUGAAGAUGAGCCCGGACGCGUUUGUUCAAGUCGCUCUACAGCUGGCGUUUUACAAGUGCAACGGGAGGCUGGUGUCCACCUACGAGAGCGCUUCCAUUCGCCGCUUCCAGGAGGGCCGUGUCGACAACAUCCGCUCUGCGACGCCGGAGGCGCUGGCCUUCGUCACGUCCAUGACAGACGAGACGGCCGCCUCCACCGAUUCAGAGAAAAUUCAACGACUGAGGGACGCUAUCAAUGCCCAAACGAACUACACCAUUGCAGCGAUCACAGGAAUGGCGAUAGACAAUCAUCUCCUCGGGCUUCUCAGGACUGCGAAGGAGCUUCACAUGGAGACACCCGAGAUCUUCAGUGAUGAGACGUAUCGGACCAGUAACCACUUCAUCCUGUCCACCAGUCAGGUUCCCACCUCCCUGGAAAUGUUCUGCUGCUACGGCCCGGUGGUCCCCAACGGCUACGGCGCCUGCUACAACCCGCAGUCGGACCACAUCGUCUUCUGCGUCUCCAGUUUCUGGGAGAACACGCACACGAGCUCCACCGUUUUCGUCAGAGCCCUGAACGAGGGCCUGCUGGAAAUCAGGGACCUGUGCAACCGAGCCGGUGCCGCGGCUCCCGAGGCGCCCGUGCAGCCGCGCAAAGCAGGGAAGUAGGAGCUGGAGCUUUAGACGCGGAGCUGCGACGCCUUCACGCCAUUGUGUUGUCUGUGCAAUAGUGAUCUUAGCACAAGCCUUAAAGUCAACCUGUAAUAGUAAUGUACAGCAUAGACAUAUUUAUAAUAAUACUCAUAAUAAUCAUUUCACUGUCUGUGUAGACGUCUUAAAACCCUGCUUGACUCAGCAGACGGAGCGAAGCGUCCGCUGCCUUUAGGAAACAGAAGCCAUGACCGCUGUGUAGCACUGAUGUGAGAAUCAAUGACCUGAGCUCCCACACGCGGACUAGUACUUUAAUACAGUAGACGAGACGCUAUAAUGUCAAAACAUCUCCUCUAUAUCUCAAUGACGUCCAAUAAUCACCUCGUCCUGUGAUGUGACCAUGAUGUUGAUGUUUAUCACAGCCAAAAUGUUGCAAAAGAAUCUGUAGAGGCACUUUAUGAUUUAUAGAAAUAUAUAAAUAAUAGCUGUAACCAGAGGACGUGUAGCUGGUUUCAGUGACACAGUUGAAGUAGUUCUGUGUGAAUGUUCCUUAGUCUAGUGCUGUAUUAGUUACUGUUAUGAUGUAGACGUGCUUUAGAGGCUGAACUCAGUGUUCCUACGUACGUGAGUGACGGUUACACUCAUAGAGCCACUUUGUGCAAUAACACAAGAGCAGCUGCAGUGAGGGCACGUGUGCAAUGAGUUGAUUAGAUGCACUGAGCUGUUUUUCAUAUGUGGAGUAACAGUAGAAUGAAGCGCCAUGACGCAUGUUGCUUUUUACAUCUGUAUGAACGUGUCGGUGGCUGUAGAGAUGAGGAGCUGUGCGUUUGUUCUGUGUUGUGUAUCUGUGUGACCCACGUCCGGCAGAAAGAAACAGAUGCAUGUUGAUUCUUAGCUACUAGCUGUAUUUUUUUAUGGCCACAUAGAGAAGAUUAUAUGACAAUAAAUGUAAAAAUGCCUUAAAUUAUAAUGCAAACCGUUACAGUAGAUGUGAUAUAAAUGUUUAAUCUGAAUGAUACAUGUUGUAUUUGUCAUGUGUUAUUCAGUAGAUUUUUAUUUUAAACUUUGAAUCAUUUAUAAAAGAACUUAACAAAUAUUCCCAAUAGGUAAACUGGGUUAGGUAUUUAUUUUUUUACCACAGUGUGUCUGAGUAUCUGUGUGCGACCCAUGAUUUGUGUGAAUCACAACUAACCUGUGACCAGUUCAGUGACCAGUAUCCAGUAUGUUGUAUUCAAUGAAUGUGGGGUGAAAAGUUGUCCGUAGUUUUGAGGCUGCAAUGAUCUUUAGCCGACAGAUGACAUAGAGUAUUUAAGCUGUAAUAAAACUGCUGUAACUAACAAUAAGUGUUUCAGAAAUAAAUGUUCCUUUAAGCAGCUACGCCAAUAAACGUUCACUAGUGUCCUGUUUAUCUGUAAAAGAAGAACGACAACAACACACUGAUGUUUAUGUUGUGAAUAAAAAAGAAUGUGGCUGAAUUGUUCUAAAACUGGAAACAGCUCAAAUGCAAAAUUCAGAUGUUCUACUCAAAUAAAAAUAUUUACCACAAUUCA